ACAUCGCCAUCCUGGAAAGGAAAUAUCGCCGUCUGAUGGACUCUCCGGCUGCGUGUCACGCAUUGUAGCAGCUAAUGUUCUGUCUUGGAUAGAAGACAGUCUGGCAACACAAAGACAACCUGAGGGAGGGGGGAGAAACGUUUGCGUUCAUUUCCGGCAUAUAAUUUGCCAUCAUGGUGAACCAGGUUCAGCGAGGGGAUGGUAGUUGGCAGUCAAGCAAGAGCGACUCCAGCGGGGCCAGCAACAGCGGCGGGGAGAGCUCCAAGGACAGCUCCCGGUGUUCCACGCCGGUGCUCGAUGCAGACAGGUCGGACAGGCUGCGGGACAAGAUGCGGAAGAGGAUGGAGUCCGGAGACCGCUGGUUCUCCCUGGAAUUCUUUCCUCCCCGCACAGCCAGUGGAGCUGUCAACCUCAUCUCAAGAUUUGACCGUAUGGGCUCUGGAGGGCCCCUGUUCAUUGACAUUACUUGGCAUCCAGCAGGGGACCCAGGCUCAGAUAAGGAAACCUCCUCCAUGAUGAUUGCCAGCACAGCAGUCAACUACUGUGGCCUGGAGAGCAUCCUCCACUUGACCUGUUGCAACCAGACCAAAGAGAAGAUUACUGGCUACCUGGCCAAAGCAAAGCACCUGGGCCUGAAGAACAUCAUGGCACUAAGGGGAG
Morone saxatilis (striped sea-bass) is the source of this 660-nucleotide messenger RNA. It is a transcript of the gene mthfr, whose product is annotated as methylenetetrahydrofolate reductase (NAD(P)H). Gene Ontology annotation, biological process: tetrahydrofolate interconversion. The record is from RefSeq and is a predicted model, not a curated record. Gene Ontology annotation, molecular function: FAD binding; methylenetetrahydrofolate reductase [NAD(P)H] activity. Gene Ontology annotation, cellular component: cytosol. Lineage: Eukaryota; Metazoa; Chordata; Actinopteri; Moronidae.